Messenger RNA from Meira miltonrushii, 2190 nucleotides. RefSeq names its product OPT oligopeptide transporter. The transcript has a single exon. The coding region runs from base 1 to 2190 and encodes 729 amino acids. Gene Ontology annotation, molecular function: oligopeptide transmembrane transporter activity. The record is from RefSeq and is a predicted model, not a curated record. Lineage: Eukaryota; Fungi; Basidiomycota; Exobasidiomycetes; Exobasidiales; Brachybasidiaceae. Gene Ontology annotation, biological process: transmembrane transport.
AUGGUCGAGCUGGAACUGGAAACGGAGGAAGAUUCCCCUUACCCUGAAGUGAGAGCUUCCGUAUCGAAUAUCGAUGAUCCAGAUAUGCCUUGCGGUACAUUGCGUGCAUGGUUCCUCUGUUUCAUUCUUAGCACAUUUGCAAGUGCGGUCAAUACCGUGCUAAGUUUGCGGUAUCCUGCUCCUACUCUGAUGCCCAUCGUUAUGCAAUUGAUCGCAUAUCCUUGUGGUAAGUUCUUGGCAACAAUCAUGCCAAUCCGCACAUUCUACCUCCCUUCAUGGCUAGGUGGAAGCAAAUUCUCACUAAACCCAGGCUUGUUCAACAUCAAAGAGCACACUUUAAUCACAAUCGUUAUGAAUUUGUGCACAACACAAGCGUAUUCGCUCUAUACCGUACUGACCGUGGAAUCAGUCUACUUUUACGACACUCCAAAACCAAUCUUGUUCACAAUCCUGUACACAAUCUCAACAUCGAUGAUCGGAAUGUCACUGGCUGGUAUGUCAAGACGAUUCUUGGUCUGGCCCGCAAGUAUGAUUUGGCCACAAAAUUUGGUUAUCACAACCAUUCUCAACACACUGCACGCAGAAGAUGAUGCAUACGAUUCUUCCAUGUCAAGAUUCCGUUUCUUCUCCUUUGUAAUGGGUGGAGCAUUUUUGUGGAACUUUGUGCCGAGUUAUUUGUUCAAUGCAUUGUCCACAUUCGGAUGGCUAUGUUGGAUUUGGCCGAAUAAUUUCAUCAUCAACACAUUGUUUGGAACACAAACCGGUCUUGGGUUGAGCGUUUUGACAUUCGAUUGGAAUCAGAUCAACUACAUUGGAUCUCCGCUCAUUUUCCCCUGGUGGGCUGAAUGCAAUACCUUCACCGGAUUCGUUCUUUGGCUCAUCGUUUGCACAUUAUCACUUUAUUUCACCAACACACUAUUUACCGCUUAUAUGCCCUUCAACACUACCCAAGCAUUCGACAACCAUGGUCAACCAUACGACAUCUUCCGAGUGAUUCAAAAUUUGAAAUCGUUCAACGUAGAAGCAUACGAAGCCUAUUCACCUCUUUUCUUAUCGGCAACAUAUACGAUGCUAUAUACAACAGGAUUCGCAGCCGCUACCGCUCUUUUGUCUCAUACAAUUCUGUAUCACGGCAAAGCAUUAUGGCGUGGUGUCCGAAGAGUACGAACGGAAGAAGAUGAUAUCCACGCCAAAUUCAUGAGAAGAUACCCUGAAGUUCCAUCUUGGUGGUACUUUGUUUUGGGUGUAUUGAUGUUCAUCCUUGGUAUUAUUUGCAUUGAGGUAUACGACACCGAUAUGCCUGUAUGGGCAUUAGUCGUGGCGGUUGCGAUUCCGAUCGUGUACUUUUUGCCCUCUGGUUUCAUUUAUGCAAUGACGGGAACGACGAUUGGAACAAAUUUGAUCGGUGAAGUGGUUGCAGGUUAUUCAUUACCCGGACUUCCGUUGGCCAAUAUGAUGUUCAAGACAUACGCUUUCAACACACUCUCUAAUGGUUUGACUUUUGUGCAAGAUUUAAAACUUGGUCAUUAUAUGAAAGUGCCACCACGUCAAUCGUUCGCAGCACAAACGAUCUUUACCAUUUGGAAUUCGUUUGUUCAAAUUGGUGUUCUUCGUUUUAUGAUUGCUCGUGUUCACAAUUUGUGUGCGCAAGAUCAAGAACAUAGAUUUUCAUGCCCUCACGCACGUGUGUUCUUUACAUCCUCUAUCGUAUGGGGAAUCAUUGGACCGCAAAGAUUGUUUGGAAAUGGAGGAUUAUACAAACCUCUAUACUGGGCCAUGUUGGCAGGAUUGGUAUUGCCGGUACCGUUUUGGUUCUUGGCAAGAAAAUACCCUAAAUCAUGGUUAAAGUUCGUCUCUGUUCCGAUCGUUUUGAGUGGAGCAACAUUUUCACCUCCUGCAAGUGGAAUUGUUUAUACGGCUUGGUUUACGACUGCAUUUAUUUUCCAAUAUUUGAUCAGAAAGUAUAAUUUCCGUUGGUGGAGUAAGUACAAUUUUGUCACUUCGGCUGCAUUGGAUGCGGGAACGAUUGUUUCUACUUUGGUAAUCUUUUUGGUUUUGCAAUUACCCAAAGAUGGAUCAAUCUCUAUCGAAUGGUGGGGAAAUACAGUUUCUGCCAAUACCUUGGAUGCCAAUCCAACGCCAUGGAAAAUGCCACCCGCAAAUGGAUUCGGUCCACCUCCUAAAGCUUAG